Messenger RNA from Aspergillus mulundensis, 1578 nucleotides. RefSeq lists its product as uncharacterized. Bases 1 to 1578 code for a protein of 525 amino acids. Gene Ontology annotation, cellular component: TRAMP complex; nucleolus. The transcript has a single exon. Gene Ontology annotation, molecular function: mRNA binding; poly(A) RNA polymerase activity. The record is from RefSeq and is a predicted model, not a curated record. Gene Ontology annotation, biological process: RNA 3'-end processing. Lineage: Eukaryota; Fungi; Ascomycota; Eurotiomycetes; Eurotiales; Aspergillaceae.
AUGCGCUUUCGCCUAGGCAAUCGUGCAAUACUCUCCACUCCAAUUGCCCACCGUCGAAGCUUCCAUCAUGUUCCUGCCCUGACGAAUGGUCCGAUUAUUGAAAAUAGUCUCGAAAAAACUCUCGAAGAGCACCGAUUGUUAAACCGGCGAAGCUUGAUUCGCAAGGUCUAUGCGCGAUCUGAUCUGGAGAAGCUUGAUCGUCUCACUGAACCCAGGAAGAAAGCCGCUAAAGCUGAGACGUCUGAGUCGUCCAAUUCGAAAUCCCAAACCCAACUAUCAGAGAAGGAUACGCAAUCGCCUGCCUUUCAGGAAAAAUCAGAGUCUCUUACGGAACACAACCCAGGGUCUCCGGCGCCGAAGUCCAUUAAAUUCCCGUUUAUCACCUGGCAGGUUAAGAAAAACAAAUCAGCGCGUUCCAAAUACGGUCCUAGCCGAGAUACCACACAGCGCCCAUGGCUUGCAGAACUGGACCAGACUGCGACGUACUUGGACGGCAUCUCGCACCUUGACGCAGAACUUCACGCUCUCGAAGCAUACCUGACGCCAACUGUCCGGGAGAAGGAGGUGGCAAGUCAAGUCGUCUCCGAUGUCAUCAACCUUAUUUCACGCUAUGCAGGUUCCUCUAAGUCCAUACGCGUCUCUCGCACGGGGUUCACAAUGAGCCAUUCAACGCUCGACCUUAUAAUUGCAGUGUCAGACAAAGAAAAGGCAACUGACGAUGAUGUCGAUAAGCCAAAUGAGAGUUACAGCGCGAAAAAACGCAGACAGCGUAAAAUCCUUGACUUGGCUCAACGAUCCCUUGGGCAGUCCUCUAUCUACGGAUUGCAGCUCGAAAAGAGGGAGAGAACUCUCAAGGUACUUCAUAGGCCCUCUGGUCUCGUGCUCCAGAUUACCUGCGCUGAAGAUGAACACACGGCCCUCGAAUAUCUUCGAGACUUCCACGCUGAAUACCCAACCCUCCGCUCUUUAUACAUAGCCAUACGGUUGCUUCUCGAAAGCAAGGGACUUUUCGGCACGGAGAAUACCAUUAACUGCAACGAACUGCAACUACUUAUUGCCGCGGUCCUCAAAAUGAAUCACGGCCGUCUUCGGCGCGACGCGCUUGUUGGCGAAUCAUUCCUCACGUUCCUAUACACCUUUGGUGUACAGAGAGACCUCUCGGCAACCGGUAUCGCAGUGGAUCCUCCAGGCUUCUUCACUACCCAAUCUGUGGAAGACGCAUGCGCAAUGUACAACCCUGAUGAUAUUCCCGCUCUCCUCCGCGGCCAGCGCUCGCUCAUUAAGACGAAGAGGAAUGCCAUGAAAAGGGGUAACAGACCCCUUGGCCUCAAACUCCUAAUUCAGAAUCCGGCAAACUUCAUGACACAGGCACCUGGAUCAUGCUCACGAACUGUAGAGACACAAGGUGCGUUCCGGAAAACUUAUUCGGUUUUGAAAUCUGCCCUUGAUGCUUGGGAAGCUAGACCAAACAAUAGCAUUCUCAGUGCUGCAUUAAAUGCGAAUUUUGAAGGGUUUGAGACGCGCAGAGUUUCUAUUCUCGCUACCCAUCCCGAUUCAUGCAAGAAAUCUAUUUCGUAG